Molecule: messenger RNA, 3636 nt
Organism: Lytechinus variegatus (green sea urchin)
Lineage: Eukaryota; Metazoa; Echinodermata; Echinoidea; Temnopleuroida; Toxopneustidae
Exons: 2
Coding region: 1-3636 (1211 amino acids)
Biological process (GO): DNA integration
Molecular function (GO): nucleic acid binding; zinc ion binding
Source: RefSeq, a predicted model, not a curated record
AUGCCCCAGUUGACUUUUGAAAAAGCAGUCAACAUUGCAACAGCAAUGGAAGUAGCGAAGCAAGAUGUGGAACAGAUCAAGCAGAUACAAAAGUCACAUGAUGAUCCUACAACGGUUCAUAAACUUCAGAGGAAGAUGACCGCUGAACCACAAAAUAGGACUCCAGCAAAGAUGGUUAAGUCCAAGGACAAGCGAUCUACUCCAAGCCCAAAGAGAUGUUGGAGAUGUGGUGGUAGCAGCCAUGAACCAGCGACUUGUAAAUUUCGCUACGAAAAAUGCUACAAAUGUUCCAAAUCUGGUCACACGAAGAGCCAGUGUGAUCUAGUGAAAGCCUACCAGCAGAAAUUCUAUCAAAAGAAAACACAAUCUUCAAAGAAAGCACACCACUUAGGUGAUGAGGACUCUGCAUCAAACUCCGAAGAAGAAAAAAUGGAUCAUCUGGAAGAUGAAUCAAUUUACAGAUUAUCAAAUUCUGAUCCAUACAUGACCAAAGUGAUUGUGAAUGGCAAAGCAGUCCAGCUCGAAAUUGAUACCGGAAGUCCAUGGUCUAUUGUUUCAAAGGCAGUGUUCAGUAGAAUCAGCAAGGAUUCCAAGCUAACUUCUAGUAAUAUUAGACUCAAGUCCUAUACAGAAGGGAAAUUAGAUAUUUUUGGUGAAGCCACAGUUGAUGUUCAGCUUGAAACACAGAUGAAGCCAGACAAGCUGAAGCUAGAUGUUGUCCAAAGAGGUGCCAGCCUAAUUGGAAGGGACUGGUUACAGAAGUAUCCACAACUGUUAGCACAUUUAGCCAAUCAUAUUGCACAAGAAGCAAGCCCCAGCAGUAUGCAUAAUUUGCAAGAUGUUAUGCUAGAUGUAUUCAAAAAGCAUGCAGAGUUGUUUGAUGAUAGUUCAGUUGGAAAACUGAUAGGAUACCAGGCCAAGGUUUAUCCCCAAGAAGAGAACAAUGACCCAAAGUUCUACAAAGCAGCCCCCUGUUUCCUAUGCUGCCAGAAGCAAAUAGACAAAGCAUUGGAUAGCUUGUUGGAGGACGGCAUCAUCAAGCCAGUGAAGACCGCAGAUUUUGCAUGCCCAAUCAUUGCAGUUCCUAAGCCAGAUGGACGGAUGAGAAUCUGUGGUAAUUCCAAGCUAACUGCAAACAAAGUCCUGAAGGUAGAACAGUACCCCCUGCCAACUCUGGAAGACCUCCUACACGAUCUUGAAGGUGGAGAAACAUUCACCAGGCUAGACUUAAGUCAUGCCUAUCAUCAGAUAGAAUUAGAUCCAGAAGCCCGCAAGUACACAACAAUCAACACACAUAGAGGUCUCUUUGAGUAUACAAGACUACCUUUUGGGAUAGCCAGCGCUCCAGCUAUGUUUCAGAGGACUAUGGAGAGCCUCUUGGCAGACAUCCCCAUGUGCAAGCCAUAUCUCGAUGACAUAAUUAUCAGUGGCAAGACUGAUGAAGAUCAUCUGAGGAACCUGGAAGCAGUUCUUUCAAGACUAGAAAGCAAUGGUUUACGCUUGAAGAAGGAGAAGUGCGAACUGAUGAAGGACUCAGUUGACUACCUUGGUCAUCGCCUUGACAAGAAAGGUCUCAGGCCUCUUCAAGACAAACUUGAUGCCAUACGCAAGGCAGAACGCCCAGUGAAUCAAAGCCAAAUCCAGGCUUAUCUUGGUUUACUCGGAUAUUACCGCAAGUUUAUACCCAAUCUAUCCCAGGAGAUAGUGCACUUGACUGAAAUGCUGAAAGCAGAAUUCAGAUCAACCUCCAGUGGGAAGAGAAGCAGCCAGCCUGACCCUAAGUUCAGGUGGGGAAAGAACCAGGAAAAAGCAUUUCAGAAAUCAAAGCGUCUCCUACAGACGGACAGCAUCCUGACGCACUAUGAUCCAGCCAAACCUAUUCUGCUACAGACAGAUGCCAGCCCAUAUGGAUUAGGUGCGGUGAUAAGCCAUGUGGAAUCAGACGGACAAGAACACCCAAUCACAUUUGCUUCACGCACCCUCAUGCCAAGUGAAGUCAACUAUGCGCAGUAUGAGAAGGAGAGUCUGUCGAUAAUCUUUGGACUGAAGAAAUUCCACAAGCAACUGCAUGGAAGGUCAUUUACGAUUGUAACAGACCACAAGCCGUUGAUGGGACUCUUUGGAGACCACAAACCAGCGAGCCCGAUGGCCUCGGCUCGUGUUGCAAGAUGGCACAUGAUCUUGUCGGCAUACAGCUACAAGAUUGUACAUAGUGAAGGGAAGAAGCACCAAAACGCAGAUGGGUUGUCUCGCCUACCACUCCAGGGAGAAGAAACUUCAUGGAAUCAUCCAGAGCUCGCAGAGCUAGAGGAAGCACCAAUGCCCCGAAUCAACAUGCUGACUGACCUUGAAACACGCCCUGUUGAUGCACAGGAGGUGAAACGUGUCACCAAGAGAGUUAGAGUACUGUCCAAAGUAAAGCAUCAUAUCCUGAAUGGAUGGCCAGCAACAAGAAAUCUGUCAGAUGUACUGAAGCCCUUCGCAAGUAAGAAGGACGAGUUAUCCAUAGAAGAUGAUGUAAUCCUUUGGGGAUCCAGAGUGAUCAUCCCUGACAACCUAGAAAUGAAGGAGAGAAUCCUGAACGAGUUGCAUAGUACGCACCCAGGGAUCGUAAAAAUGAAGUCACUAGCCAGGUCGUACGUAUGGUGGCCCAAGAUAGACAACCAGUUAGAACAGCACGUAAGAUGUUGUGGAAGCUGUCAACAGAAUCAGCACAGCCCAGCAGCAGUACCCAUACACCCGUGGGAGUUUCCUGAGAAGCAGUGGAGUAGGAUCCAUUGUGACUAUGCCUCCAUUGGUGAUGAGAACAUCUUGAUCGUCGUAGAUGCUCACAGCAAAUGGCUCGAAGCUAUUCGUGUGAAGCGAGCCACAGCCAAUGCCACAGUGAUCGCCCUUAGACGGUUGUUUGCAACACACGGAUUACCAGAGACCGUGGUGACAGACAAUGGCACACACUUUGUUUCAGAAGAGUUUGCCACUCUGUUGAAUAACAACAACAUUUGCCAUAUCCAGACAGCACCCAAGCACCCAGCCAGCAAUUAUCUUGCAGAGAGAGGUGUACAAACGGUCAAAACAGCAAUGAAGAAGGGACAAGGAAGUGACUUUGAAAAGAAACUUCAAAGGUUUUUGUUGACCUACAGGUUUACACCACAGGAAACAACGGGAAAGACGCCCAGUGAACUGAUGUUCAAGAGGAAAGUCCGCACAAGACUCGACAACUUGCGCCCAGAUCUUAGCAAAGCGGUUAGACGGAAACAGUCUACCAUGAAGAAAACAGGAGAUCGAGGAAGCAAAGAAAGGGUCUUUGCUGUAAAUGAUCAUGUGAUGGUCAAAAACUUUAGCUCAGGUACAACAUGGCUUUAUGGAACAGAACUUGAAGUCAUCAAUGAAGUCAUGUACAAUGUUCAACUGACUGAUGGUAGAGUUGUCCGCCGUCAUAUUGACCAGAUGAGGAAGUACUCCCAUGCCAACAGUGAGAGGAAGGAGUUCCAACGUCCAGAGGUACGUACAGAGGAACCACCAGUUGUGUUCCCUAUGCCUGACAUUAAUCCAGAGCCAGAGAAUGCUACAGAAAGUUGUAUUACUUACAAGUGUAAGAAACACUUUGCAGAGAUUCAUUUUAAAUCCGAAUACUGA